AUGAACUCCUCGACAAGCAGCCAACUUCUUCGAAUAUGCGGAAUGCCAUUCUCUCAAUCGCUCACUAGAUCGGCUGCCCCUUCAUUAUCCUCGGUCCUUCGGCAUGCACAACCUCUAGCAACAACGACAACAGGCAGUCUUGCUAGACAUGGCCUCGCACCCGCUCAAUCGCGCUCCUCGCUCUUUUCCACUUAUCCAUCAGCCCGAUCUCAGGUGCCAGACACAGACUCAAUCCCUACAACAACCACUCCACCGACAUCUGUCCCCCUUCCGCACGGCGUAAGCCGUAGCUUUGGUACUGUCAUUUCCGCCGGCCGUAUGCAACGCACCGUUCGCGUGGAACAUAUAAACAUCAAGUUCAACAAACAAGUCCAGAAACGCUUUGCUGUAAAGGAGACGUACAAGGUCUCUGAUCCGCGCAACUCACUACGAGUAGGUGAUAAAAUUGAAUUCUGGAGCGGGCGACGUGUGAGUAAACAUGUCCGACACGUGGUGGAAAGGAUUGUGGUGCCGUUUGGAACACCAAUUGAGGAUCGGCCUCCCGUUAUGACCUAUUCGGAAAGAUUGGAAUCGGAGCUAAACGCUAGAAAGGAGAGGAGACUUAGGAGGAUGGGGUUGGAUAAAGAUCAAGCUGCCGAUGUUGAAGUUACGGGAGAGGUAAAGAUUGGGAGGAUCAGGGAACGAGUUAUGAAGAGAUUGGAGCGCGAAGAGGAGAGGCAACUGGGCGCAAAGGAGCUGAACGUGGCCCAAUAG
Messenger RNA from Arthroderma uncinatum, 753 nucleotides. RefSeq lists its product as uncharacterized. The record is from RefSeq and is a predicted model, not a curated record. Lineage: Eukaryota; Fungi; Ascomycota; Eurotiomycetes; Onygenales; Arthrodermataceae. The coding region runs from base 1 to 753 and encodes 250 amino acids. Gene Ontology annotation, cellular component: ribosome. The transcript has a single exon. Gene Ontology annotation, biological process: translation. Gene Ontology annotation, molecular function: structural constituent of ribosome.